AUGCCUCCGAAAGGUGUCUCGACUCGUCUCAACGCGGUUCGCCUACAGACCAUCCCCCAUCUGCGGGUUCGUCGUCCGAACCAACAUGAGCAGAACUCCUGCGUGACAGUGAUGUCCUCCAUGCUGAGCUGCUGGGCUUCUUCCGGAUACGCCGCCGAGGGCUGCGCAGCCCUGGAACAGCAGUUGAGACAAUGCAUGGACGCACCGCGGAUUUUCUCCAUUAUGCAGAAACCCAAGGGCGACAAGAAGAAUACCAUCAACUACCACCUGAUGAGAAUGUAUCCCAAGGUCGUUGGGCCCCAGAAGAGGGAAGGCCGUCUCGGCUAG
Messenger RNA from Aspergillus clavatus NRRL 1, 327 nucleotides. Its product is annotated as mitochondrial 37S ribosomal protein mS37. The transcript has 3 exons. Lineage: Eukaryota; Fungi; Ascomycota; Eurotiomycetes; Eurotiales; Aspergillaceae. Gene Ontology annotation, cellular component: mitochondrial small ribosomal subunit. The record is from RefSeq and is a predicted model, not a curated record. Gene Ontology annotation, biological process: mitochondrial translation. The coding region runs from base 1 to 327 and encodes 108 amino acids. Gene Ontology annotation, molecular function: structural constituent of ribosome.